Messenger RNA from Hyla sarda, 4991 nucleotides. It is a transcript of the gene ANKS1A, whose product is annotated as ankyrin repeat and sterile alpha motif domain containing 1A. The record is from RefSeq and is a predicted model, not a curated record. The transcript has 27 exons. Gene Ontology annotation, molecular function: protein binding. The coding region runs from base 68 to 3262 and encodes 1064 amino acids. Lineage: Eukaryota; Metazoa; Chordata; Amphibia; Anura; Hylidae. Gene Ontology annotation, cellular component: cytosol.
UGCGUGUGACGUAUGUGCGUUCGUCUCGGAAGUGGCGGCGGAGGUGUGGUUGCCGGGUGACGGCGGGAUGGGGAAAGAGCAGGAGCUUCUAGAAGCCGCUCGUACCGGUAACCGGGCAGCGGUAGAGAGGUUGUUAGGGGGUAAGAGAUUAAGUGGGGCCGGUCCAGGAGGAGCUUCUGGUGGCGGGACUGGAGCAAGUGGAGGAGGGUCUGGCAGUCACCCACUAAGUACUUUGCUCAGUACAAUCUGGCGAGGACCAAAUGUGAAUUGUGUAGACAGCUCAGGAUAUACUCCUUUACAUCAUGCUGCUUUAAAUGGUCACAAGGAAGUGGUAGAAGUUCUAUUGAGGAAUGAAGCUGUAACAAAUAUUGCAGAUUGUAAAGGAUGUUUCCCUUUGCAUCUAGCCGCCUGGAAAGGAGAUGCCCACAUUGUACAUCUACUUAUUCAUCAAGGACCUUCACAUGCUAAAGUCAAUGAGCAGAAUGGCUCAGAAGUGAAAAAGUAUGGCCCCUUCCAUCCAUAUGUGAAUGCCAAGAAUAAUGACAGUGAGACAGCCCUGCACUGUGCUGCGCAGUAUGGACACACUGAGGUGGUUCGUGUUUUGCUGGAGGAAUUGACGGACCCUACAAUGCGAAACCACAAGAUGGAGACACCUCUUGAUUUAGCAGCAUUGUAUGGGCGUUUGGAAGUAGUGAAGCUACUUCUCAAUGCACACCCUAACCUACUGAGCUGCCACACACGGAAGCACACUCCUUUACAUCUGGCAGCUCGCAAUGGACACCGAGCAGUUGUUAGAGUUUUGUUGGAUGCAGCCAUGGACAUCAACUACACGACAGAAAAAGGAAGUGCGUUACAUGAAGCUGCGUUAUUUGGGAAGGCUGAUGUAGUUCAAGUGCUUCUCGAUGCAGGAAUUGAUGUCAACAUAACAGACAACAAAGGCAUGACAGCUCUGGAUAUUGUUCAAGAAUUACCAUCUCAAAAGAGUCAGCAGAUAGCUUCACUUAUACAGGGUCACAAUUUCACAAGACCAUCAGCAAGAGAACCAGAACUGAAACCCACACCAUUGCCUAGUACAUCCAUUUGUACUGAAUCUCAAGGCGUAGGUAUGCAAAGAGCAUUGCUGGAUUUGCAUUUGGAUUUACACAGCAUAGCUCAGAUGGAAUCUCCUUAUGAAGCUCUGUACAAUGCCGCCUCUUGCCAUUCUUUGGAUAGCAUAUGUAGUGGGCGCUCAUCAGACAGGGAUUCCUUAUGCCGUGAAAAUGCAAAAAUGCCACAUGAAAGGCCACCUCCUCCUGCUAAGCCCCCACCAGAGGAAGAAGAGGCGUUAGGGCAGAAGCAGAGUGUCCAUGGCAAUAUACAUGUUGGUCGGGAGGAGGAGAAUCCUUAUGAACUACUACUUACUGCUGAGACCAAAAGGCCGGAUGAUCAAGGAUUGCUGCACUUGCAGGUGGAAGUUGGUAACUCCCAGCCUCAGGUUCGAGGACGAAUGUCAACACUGCCACAAGAUCAUUGCCGCCCUGCAUACCGACGAGGUUCUUCAGAUCUUUCCAGUGGCCAUUCUGAAGGAGAGUCGCAUGGCUCUGAAAGGCUAAACAGUGGGCAACGAAGGAACAGUUCAGGGGGUUGGAGUUUAGCCUCAUGUGACAGUUCCGAUUCACACAUGCUUCAGCACUUCUCUGGACUCCUGCAUGGUUCUUCUCCGGUUUGUGAAGUUCGAGAUCCUCCUGUUCCCUGUGAACUUCCUUGUGCUGACAGUGAAAGAAAUGGUUCUACUUCUCACAUGGAGAUGCCUCUCCGCCGUAGUCUGUCUAAAUCUGACUCAGACCUGUUAACUUGUUCCCCCCCAGCUGCUGGUGAUGGAGAAGACUGGAACCGCAGUGAGUCUUUUAGCAAUUGUGCCGCUGGGGGCAGCAAGAAAAGAUUAGAGAAGUCUCCUUCCUUCACAUCUGAAUGGGAUGAGAUUGAUAAAAUAAUGAGUUCGAUUGGUCAGGGCAUAGAAUUCUCUCAGGAGCAACAGGUCAUGACAGGUUCCCGUGUGCCUUUUCAGAGUGUAGCCCAGUGGUUAGAGUCUUUGGGUCUUCUACAGUAUGAGAGCAAAUUUGUAUUAAAUGGCUUUGAUGAUGUCCAUUUUUUGGCAAAUAAUAUAUUGGAAGAUCAGGACCUGAUAGACAUUGGGAUCCUGGACCUGCAACAUCGGCGACGACUUCUUCAAGCAGCUCAUUCCUUACCAAAGCCAUUUCCACUUUCAUGGGAUAUGUCUGUAGCCUCUUGGUUACAUACACUGUCCCUUCAGCAGUAUGCUACCAGCUUUCUUAGUAGUGGUUACACUUCUAUGGAAACGCUUCGCAAUUUGUGGGAGCUUGAGAUCGUAAAUGUGUUAAAAGUAAAUUUAUUAGGCCAUCGGAAAAGAAUUUUGGCAUCACUGGCAGAGAGACCAUGUGAGGAUGCUCCACAGAAACCACCUCGAUUCUCUCAGUUACGGUGCCCUGAUGUCCUCCCAUGUUCUAUGCCUUCCAUUCCAUUAGGAGAGCAUGAUACUGGGUUUGAUUCUGGGAGAAGUAGAUCUGAAGGGUUAGAAAGCAGAGCGCGCCACAAGGUGCAAACAUCUUUAAAGGAGGAAGAAACUAAAUUAACCUUGCGGCCUCCCAGCUCAGCUACUUCAUAUGCUUCCUUACAAAACUGGCAGCACCAACCCGAAAAACUAAUAUUUGAGUCAUGUGGUUAUGAAGCCAGCUAUUUAGGAUCAAUGCAAAUUAAAGAUCUUCGAGGGACAAAAUCCACCCAAGAUGCUUGUGCCAAAAUGAGGAAGUCCACAGAGCACAUGAAGAAAAUUCCAAGAAUUACCCUUUCCAUAAGCUACAAAGGAGUGAAGUUCAUCGAUGCUUCAAAUCAGAAUGUAAUUGCUGAACAUGAGAUCCGGAACAUAUCUUGUGCAGCUCAGGAUCCUGAAGACCUAUGUACUUUUGCCUACAUCACAAAGGAUCUGCAGACCAGCCAUCAUUACUGCCAUGUUUUUGGUACUGCAGAUGUGAACCAGGCCUAUGAAAUAAUUCUUACACUAGGUCAGGCUUUUGAAGUUGCAUAUCAACUGGCAAUACAGGCUCAGAAAUCCUGUCGCCCUGAAGCAGUAGUCUCUCGAACCUCAAAACCCGUUCCCAAACCACGUGGCAGUAUACGGAGACAACCUAUAGAGUCUUCACAAUGUGAACAGCCAGUAGUCUCUCAUGGAAGUGUAUCAUGGACAGUGGAUCCUAAACCAUAGUACUGAGCCAAGAUGUUACAACUUCCUUACUGCAUACUGCAGUCGAAGGACCUCUGCAGUUCUUCAGUUUUCCUCUGGUACCAUAUCUCCUGGGAAAAGCAUUUAAAAAAUUGGAGCCCCGACUGACUGAGGAAAUGGAGUUAUCCUGUACUGUUAUUUUAAUUCAGAACUAACAAGUUGUAUUAAAAGGGAUCCCAAUAAUCAUUUGUUUUAUUGAAGAAAAACUUAGGCAUAUAAGGAAAAUAUGUGAUGUCACGUUAUUCCUCCAAUACUACUUUAACAUGUAGCGUUCAAAUCCCUGCAGCACAGAGAAUACUCUCUGUUUAUACUUAUUUCUUUUACCAGGUGGUUUCAGCUUAACCACUCCCGAUCACAUUGUAGCACUUUUUUGAGAAUAAGGGUAACUGUUCAGGACAUGACCAUUGAAGGCAUUGUAAGAAAUAUAUUGUGUGUGUUUGUUUCUUCCUAAAUAAGAUAGCCUAAUAAACUUAAUGAACUAUUCUUUACCUUUUAGCUACUAAUCAAAUACAUUUUUAUAAUUGAAAUGUAAUCCCGUGCAUAGUCUGUAUUAUGUGUUAAGGCAGGGCUUUAGUGUCAGGUAUUUUGUGGUGUGUCAGAUGGGCUAUAAAGCAAAUGUUUUAAUAAUCAGUGAAUAGGCAUUUAAUUAUGGAGAACAUGUUGCCAAGACUGAUUUUGAGAUUGAUACCAUGAAGAAUUGCUUAUUGCCUUAAGUCCUUUAAACAUAUGCAUGGUACUUGUUUUUAAUUUUGUUAAAUGAAAGCAGUUUUGCAUACUAGAGCAUUACAUCUUAGAGUAUGUUUUUAGCAUUCUGUUGUUACUUGUUGAGCAUAUUAAUAAUUGCCAAACACCAUUUCUCACAAAUCCCAAAAGGUUAUGUCACCAGUUAUCAUGCUGUCAUCCUAAUUUUUUUUUAUUAGUUUUAAUAAGUAAAUGUUUAUUUUUGGUUGUUUUUUUUCAUAUAUUUUAUGGGAGGAGCUGUAGGAGGGCAUAGGAAAUAUCAAAGACGGUACAUUCAUCAUCAAUAUUAUUUCUUUUUUAUAUGACCAUUUAUCUUUGGAAAAUAAUACUAUUUUCCAUUUCAAAUAAUAAAAAAUAAUCUCAGCUCUUCCAACCUGCUAACUUGAUGGCACCCUAGCAGAGUUUAACUCUGGAAGACAGGUUCUUACUGACUUUAAGGUACUUCAGUGUAUUUGGCAAAAGUUUUGUGCCUAAUAUACCAUUACACUAACAUUUUAGUCAGCACUAGUUUGAAGCUGCUAUAUCUAAUCCUGUAUUUAUCCUGUAGUGUAUGAUCAGUAUUUUAAGUUGAAUAUGAUAAUAUUGAUAUGCAUUUUAUAAGCAGUACAGUUGACCCUAUUCCCUAAUGAUGGGGAUUCUAGCCUUCUAGUUAUUAUAAUCCUAAAAAAGAUAGUAGGUGGGGUUUCUCAAGAGGGGGCACUGUUGUCUUUAAAAUUGGACAUUUUCUACUGGUGAGGAAUGUUUCUGCGGGAUGAAAUUGGACAUACUGAACUGUUUAAUCAUGCUGAAAAUCACUUUACUGAGCAAGUGAGGAAAGCACAUCUGUAUAAGGAGGCUGAGUUUCUUACAUGAAUAAUGUGCUGCGCUGUAAAAAAAAAAAUGUUUACACUAAUAAUUAACUGUGUAUCUAUACAACUCUUUACAAAGGUACAAGAAAGUGCUUCUACAUUAAACAUAUUACCCUGCACAA